Selaginella moellendorffii is the source of this 1255-nucleotide messenger RNA. Its product is annotated as probable aldo-keto reductase 1. The transcript is spliced from 8 exons. Lineage: Eukaryota; Viridiplantae; Streptophyta; Lycopodiopsida; Selaginellales; Selaginellaceae. The record is from RefSeq and is a predicted model, not a curated record. Gene Ontology annotation, cellular component: cytoplasm. The coding region runs from base 5 to 1021 and encodes 338 amino acids.
GGCUAUGGAGUCGAGGCGCACGAAGCUGGGCGCACAGGGCCUAGAGGUGUCGGCUCUAGGUCUGGGAUGCAUGGGCCUCUCCGCUUUCUAUGGCACACCGACGAGCGAUGACGCUGGGAUCGUCCUCAUCCACCACGCUUUCAAUUCCGGGGUCACAUUCUUCGACACGGCCGACAUCUAUGGCCUGUUCACGAAUGAAAUUCUGGUUGGAAAGGCAUUGAAGGAUCUCCCGCGCGAGAAAGUCCAGCUUGCCACAAAGUUUGGAAACGUUCCGGGAAAAGGCACGACUGUGAAUGGAACUCCCGAGUACGCCCGCAAAGCCUGUGAGUCCAGCCUCGAGCGACUUGGAGUGGACUAUAUCGACCUUUACUAUCAGCACCGCGUCGAUGCGCAAGUUCCCAUCGAAGAAACGAUGGGUGAGCUUAAAAGGCUCGUCCUAGAAGGGAAGAUCAAGUACAUUGGACUGUCGGAAGCGAGUGCCGACACCAUCCGGCGAGCUCAUGCGGUGCAUCCGAUCACUGCUGUCCAGCUGGAGUGGUCGCUUUGGACCCGUGAUGUGGAGGCAGAAAUUAUUCCCACCUGCAGAGAGCUUGGUAUCGGAAUCGUUCCGUACAGCCCUCUGGGACGAGGCUUCUUCUCCGGCAAAGCGAUUGUUGAGAAGCUACAGAGCAAUGAUUCCCGUCUCGUUCGACAGCCACGAUUCCAAGGCGAGAACUUUGAGAAGAACAAGGUUUUGUACGAGCGUGUUGCCGCUCUCGCAAGCAAGCACGGCUGCACCACAAGCCAGCUAGCACUGGCGUGGGUUUUAGCGCAAGGCAAGGACGUUGUUCCCAUCCCAGGAACAACAAAAGUUGCAAACUUUGAUGAGAACCUUGGCUCUUUAAAUCUCAAACUCUCCAAGGCGGAGAUUGACGAGAUCGCUGCUGCUGUCCCCGAAGAGGAGGUGGCUGGAACACGCUACCCGGAAGAACUCCUGAAGAGAACUUGGAUGUUCGUGGAUACGCCACCUCCAAAAGCUUGAGGUCAAAGUUCUAAGACCAAAGUUAAUCCUUUUUCGUUUCACUAUAAAAGACAGUGCCCAACUUUAGGUUUGGAAGAAGGCUCACUCGAGUGGGAGAUGGCGCUACUGGCACACAAGCAAGAGCAAGAGCUAAAGAAGUUAGCUUUCUUAGUUCUCAUGGCGAUACUUCUCCAAGCCUGCUUGGCAUCUCAGUAUUUUGUGUUAGACACUAGUAAUCCACAGAGCAUUGAGCCC